AUGUCCAGCAUGCGUUCUCCUUCCCCAGGGUCUAAAGUCGGACGCAAAACUCUGACGUUUCGGAAGUCUGUACCACGGGCAGCACAACAACCAAACCUUAAACACUUGACCCGGCUUCCCCACAGCCAUUCCCGAUCGCGGCUGACCUUCCCUUUCACGGCACGGAUGAUCUGUAUGGUUAGGACCGUCCGUCUCAGAGAUGGCAAUUCCGGAUUCAGUUACGACAGGGCUAUGGAAUGGGGGAAGGAUUUCCCAGCAGCGAAUGGCACACAUCAGUCCCCUAUCGACUUCAUGUCCGCUGGAGCCCAGUAUGACCCAACCAUGGCCAAAACACCACUGACCAUCAACUACUGUACUUCACGUGAGACAGACAUCCUCAACAACGGCCAGAACCUGAUCGUAUACCCGAAAAGCAAGGGAGCUGAGACGUCCGUCCGGUUUGAUAUAGCUCAGCGGUCUAUUAUUUCAGGCGGUCCUUUACCACCUGGACAUGAGUUCGAACUUGCGGAGAUUCGGUUCCACUGGGGCUCCACCAAUAACAAGGGGUCCGAGCAUCGCGUUAACGGGAAGGCGUUCCCUAUGGAGGUUCAGUUUGUGCAUUGGAAUGCCAGUUUGUAUUCCAGUAUGGAAGAUGCGUGCGGUAAGCCGAAUGGAACAGCUGCUAUAUGUCUGUUUGUCCAGAUAGGAAGAGAAAAUGCAGCAGUUAAAUCGCUUAUCAGUGAUUCUAUAUGUGACAUCAUUUUCAAGGGACGACAGAAAACAACAAACACUCCUUUCAACCCUGUCUGUCUACUUCCGGACCCCGACCUACGGGACUACUGGUCAUACGAGGGAUCACUGACCUUUCCUCCCUGUUUUGAGAACACUACGUGGAUAAUGUUUCGGUACCCGCUCCUGGUGUCCCCCGGACAGAUAGAAGAGUUCCGUCGACUUUUGUGCUACAGUAAAGGAGAUUCGCCGGGAAAGACAUCAAGUGGACGGCUGGUGGACAACUUCCGCCCAGUACAGCCCUUAAACGGGAGGGUAGUGAGGGCUUCAUUUCAAUAG
Ylistrum balloti is the source of this 1047-nucleotide messenger RNA. Its product is annotated as carbonic anhydrase-related protein-like. Lineage: Eukaryota; Metazoa; Mollusca; Bivalvia; Pectinida; Pectinidae. The record is from RefSeq and is a predicted model, not a curated record. The coding region runs from base 1 to 1047 and encodes 348 amino acids. The transcript is spliced from 9 exons. Gene Ontology annotation, molecular function: carbonate dehydratase activity; zinc ion binding.